Messenger RNA from Amaranthus tricolor (Joseph's coat), 2614 nucleotides. RefSeq names its product protein ALTERED PHOSPHATE STARVATION RESPONSE 1. Lineage: Eukaryota; Viridiplantae; Streptophyta; Magnoliopsida; Caryophyllales; Amaranthaceae. The transcript is spliced from 6 exons. Bases 497 to 2425 code for a protein of 642 amino acids. The record is from RefSeq and is a predicted model, not a curated record.
AGUUUUUGAACAUAUUUUCAUGUGCAACAGCUUAGCUGCUGGAGGGAACCAAAAAAGUUCCAAAAAAGUAGUGUAGACUGUUCUUCUUUACUCUCCAAACCCCCUUCUUACAUGCCCACAACCCACUGGUGAAAUUCCUUCUUUCUUUAAAUUUUUUUAUGGGGAAAGUCAUCCCAUGAUUUCUUUAUUGACCAUCAUCAUCUUCCAUGGUUUUACAGUAAUUCAUAAAUAAAAUUUCAAGUUUGAAUAUUUACAUGCUAAGAAUGUUUGUGGGUUUCUGUUGACUAACCCAUUGCUUGUAUGCUUCUCAUGUUCUUUUCAAGUGUUGUGGCCGAAAGAACCCUAAAAAGUUGCAUCGAUCGUGUUACAUAUGUGGCCUUUGGCUAACAUAGGAUGGAUUAUGAAGAAACGGAAGAAUUGUGAAGCUAUAUAGAAGUUUAUAUUUUUGUUACUUGUAUCUAGAAGCGGAAAAAGGAUCAAACUUGAAAAUUCCGAUAUGGGUUGUGCUUCUUCGAGGGUCGAUAAUGAAGAACGAGUGCAGAUAUGUAAGGAAAGAAAGAGGGCGCUAAAACAUCUUUUAGGGUAUAGAAAAGAAUUUACCAAUGCCAUUUUAUCGUACUUAAAGGCACUGAAAGACACGGGUAUAACACUUCGACAGUUUGCUGAAUCGGAGUCACUUGAAUUCGAGAGCACUUUACCGCCUUCUCCACCGCUCCCUCUCCCUCCCGCGCCUCCAUUACCUCCUCCUAUUGACAGUCCUGAUUCGAGGAAGGUGGAAGGUAAUCGUAAGGGAAAAGAAGUGCUAGAAGAAAUGAUUGAGGUUGGUGAUGAGAGUAUCUUUUCCCCUCCACCGCCUUCUAGCUUGGGGGAUCCUUGGGGCUUGCUUGACGGUACUUCUGCACUACAAAAAGCCGAGAGUGGAUAUUUUGAAGAUGUCGAUGAGGAAAAUUGGGCCGAGACAACAUCACAAUUUGAGGAGGAUCAAGAGAAUGUGACAUCUGAUAAAACUUCGGGUGCUCUUGGAAUGAAGUCUCUGAAAGUGGGUGACAAUUCAUCAACCGUGACAGGGCAGACGGCUGAAAUGGGAAGGGCUAUGGUGGUGUGGAGGAGGAAGAGGAAGACAUUAUCAUCCAUGGUUAAGGAGCUUGAUGAUUACUUCUUGAAGGCGUCUGCCGGUGGAAAGGAGAUAGCGGUUUUAGUAGACAUGACCACUUGGAAUGCUUCCUUACAUCACGACUCGAAAUCAAGAAAUGGGAAAGGUAACCACUCUGCUAGAUUGAGUUCUAUGUCAUGGAGCAGGUCAUCUCCACCACUUCAGGAUACAAGGGACCCUUUAGAGGUUGGUACUCCUGUUGAACCAUGCAAACCAGGAGCACACUGCAUCACACUUGAAAAGAUUUUUGCUGAAGAACAGACCCUUUAUACGACUGUAAAGAAGGAGGAAAGGGCGAAGUUGGAGCAUAAACGGAAAUCUAUGUCAUUGCGGAAACAAGAGGGUGAAAAUGGUGACAUGGAAAAGAUAGAGAAAUUGCAGUCGGCGGUUGAAACUUUGCAGUGCGAAAUUGUACAUCUUCAAGAGUUAGUAAGAAAGACAUCUACUUCUAUAAUGACAAUCAUAGACGAGGAGCUGCAUCCUCAGCUUUUUGCUUUGCUUUCCGGGCUUAUAAACAUGUGGAGAACGAUGUACGAGUGCCACCAAGUUCAGAGUCGUAUCUCGCAACAGGUACAGACACUAACAAGUCACAAUGCAGAGCCAACUACACUGCAUCAUCUUGAAAUAGCAAUGCAGCUUGAAAGUGGAGUCAAUUUCUUGUACACUAGCUUUUGUAAACUGGCAAAGUCGCAGCGAGAUUAUGUCGGUACCAUCUGCUUCUGGAUUCGGCUGACGGAAAGUCCUAUAGAAGGAGAAAACGAGAAUCGCAGGCCGUCUGUGGUUCGUAAUCUAUGUGAAAAAUGGCAGCUUGCCCUUGAUAGGCUACCAAAAACGCAGGUGUCUGAGGCGAUUAAGAGUUUUCUUGAGGCCGUACAAUCGAUAAUCAAACAACAGCGGAAAGAAUGCAUUCAGAGGAGAAAAUUAGAGAAGCGGGAGAGAAGGCUGAUGAAGGAACAAAAGACGGUUUUAGAAUUGGAAAAAGAACUUGAAAUGCCGGGAGAUGCAGCGAUUUCAGGUUCGAGCCAGAAGCAAAGAUUGUAUGAGAAACGCGCAAAAAUCGAUUUGCUAGUAAAGGAACACGAGGACGAGAAGGCCAAGUACGAGAAUGCUGUCCGUGAGAUCAAGGCUUUGACGUUAAGUAACUUGCACGCGAGCCUCCCUCGUCUGUUUGAAGAACUGAUGGGAUUUUCGAGUGCGUGUACUCAGGCUUUUCAGACGGUUUUGAGUCAUGCUCAGCAACUCGGUGAUGCUCAAGAAUCCCACACCGAAUGAUGGCGGCUUUUAGUUUAGAGUUAUACGAUUUUGUUUGAAACGCAGAUCGGUAUUGAUGCAAUGUGAUUAAUUCAUUGUAAGGCAUGUAAACAUCUGUACUUAACAGCGCUGAUUUUAGCUACAUUCACCCUCAUGUUUGUUGUCAAGUGAAAACUAUUUGGUGAAAUGAUCUAUUUUUUUGAUGGCCAA